Molecule: messenger RNA, 1265 nt
Organism: Pangasianodon hypophthalmus (striped catfish)
Lineage: Eukaryota; Metazoa; Chordata; Actinopteri; Siluriformes; Pangasiidae
Product: UDP-glucuronic acid/UDP-N-acetylgalactosamine transporter
Exons: 13
Coding region: 36-1025 (329 amino acids)
Cellular component (GO): Golgi apparatus
Molecular function (GO): GDP-fucose transmembrane transporter activity; antiporter activity
Source: RefSeq, a predicted model, not a curated record
UUAGUGGGCGGGGCUUGGCGUGUUGCUGCGUGAACAUGGCGGAGGUUCGAGCUCGCGCUCGCGCUCAGGUGAGAGUAGAGGAGAGAAACACACCUGUACUCUCCUCACAGCACAGAUUAUUCCUCAGAUUAUUCGCCGCCGGGUUUUACGGCCUCAGCUCGGUCCUCAUCGUGGUGCUGAAUAAAAGCGUCCUGACCAGCUACAGAUUUCCGUCGUCGUUAUGUGUGGGGAUCGGACAGAUGUUGGCGACGGUGUGCGUGUUGUGGGCGGGGAAAACCCUGAGUCUCAUCCACUUUCCGGACAUGGACAGAAACAUUCCAAGCAAGACAUUCCCUCUCCCCCUCCUGUAUGUAGGUAAUCAGCUAACCGGCCUCGUGGGAACUAAGCAAGUCAAUUUGCCAAUGUUCACUGUGCUCAGGAGAUUCUCCAUUCUGUUCACCAUGUUGGCAGAGAGCUAUCUGCUCAGGAGGACGUUUGCGUGGAGUGUACAUCUGACAGUAUUCACUAUGAUCUUAGGAGCGUUUAUCGCUGCCAGUACAGAUUUGACCUUUGACCUCCAAGGCUACACAUCCAUCACUAUCAAUAACGUAUUAACUGCAGCUAACGGUGCUUUCAUGAAGAAGAAACUCGACUCCAAGGAGCUGGGGGAGUAUGGCCUGCUGUAUUAUAACGCUUUAUUCAUGAUCAUACCCACUGUGUGUGUAGCCUACUACACUGGAGACCUGCAACAAGCUGCGGGUUUCGAUGGCUGGACUGAUUUAUUCUUUCUCACUCAGUUUAUUCUCUCCUGUGUAAUGGGGUUCGUCCUCAUGUACUCCAUUGUCUUGUGCACACACUACAACUCUGCCCUGACCACCACCAUCAUCGGCUGUCUGAAGAACAUCAUGGUAGCGUAUGUGGGGAUGGUGUUUGGUGGUGAUUACGUCUUCACCUGGUUGAACUUCAUCGGCUUAAACAUCAGCAUCGCCGGGAGCCUCGCCUACUCCUACAUCACCUUCACUCAGGAGGGCGCCAAGAGUUCCUGAUGAAGAGGACGGAUGAGUGUGAGAACCAUGAAGCUGCUGUGUGUGUGUCAGUGUUUUACUUUAUAAUGAAAUGAAAUGUGACAGUUUUUAAUGAAGCCUUAAAGAUUUUGUCUUCACAUUUCAUACGUUAAUUAUGUAAAAUCAAUUUUUUGUCAGAUUUUAUAAGUAUUGUUUUGUAAUUUGUUUUGUAAUUAAUGAUUAAUAAUGCAGUUAUAAAGUAAAGGACAUCACCUCUAUGAA